Pichia kudriavzevii is the source of this 609-nucleotide messenger RNA. RefSeq lists its product as uncharacterized. The coding region runs from base 1 to 609 and encodes 202 amino acids. The transcript has a single exon. The record is from RefSeq and is a predicted model, not a curated record. NCBI's taxonomy places the organism in Eukaryota, Fungi, Ascomycota, Pichiomycetes, Pichiales, Pichiaceae.
AUGAAAAUACUGAAGACAGUAGGUAAUCGCAGAAAUGGGAAUUUUAGUAAUAAUGGAAUUAAUUCAAAAUGGGUACCCACCAGAGGGGUCAAAGUGAAGAAAGUUCCAUUGGGAAUGGAGAGGGGGAAACUUAAUAAGAGUGGCGGGAAGGGGAAUAAUUGGGCAUGGACCAUUGAAUGGUUGCUAAUCGAUGAAAAUAAAAAGGUUAUAGAUCGGUACGUCAAAUAUAAGUCAGGCGAAUCUAGCAUUCUGAGAACGAUAGUACCUAGGGCAUGGAUAUGCGGAGGAGAUGAAUACACAAUUUUGUUUAAAGAUUUGGAAAGUGGGGUGUUUGAAGUGGUUGAUAAGGAUGCCAAGUUAAGCGAAGUUUUACUCAAUAAGUUGGUUAUUGAAUUUCCCACGAUGUAUAUGUUCAAGGGAGACAGUAGUAUCAUAACUAGAGAGAAGGUAUUGGAUGAUGAUCUUUCUUCAGGGUCAUCGGAUUCCGAUGCAAGUUCUGACUCAAGUUCUGACUCAAGUUCUGACUCAAGUUCUGACUCAAGUUCUGACUCAAGUUCCGACUCAGAUACACCACCUGAAGAAUCUAGUUCUAAACCUUUAGAAACAUAA